AUGGAGCUAUCAAUAGAUGCGCUUAAGGAAAAGUUUCUCAACAUGAACAGUGACAUUGAGCUAAUCGAGAGGAAGCUGAAGGAUGAAAUGUGUAAAAUAUAUGAAGAUGACAUCAACCCCUUCCUAAUUUUAAAUGAUUUUGAAAAUAUUAAAAAUGAAUUACACAGAAUAAACAAAGAGUUAAAUAUUUUGUAUGAACGAAAAAAAAUGAGCAUAAAUUACAUGCAUAGACAAAUGCAAAAUUACAAUUUCUUGUUAAACUUGGAAAAUAAUUUAAACAUUACGUCCAAAGAGUUUACUAAUUAUCAUAACUCAGAAAUUAUUUUGAAUAAUUUUUUUUAUGACAAUAUAAAAAAGUUUUUAUUGAAUAUAAAUUAUGAUGAAAUUAAUGAAAUGUUGCAGCUAGAUUAUCACCAAAAAUGUGCACUAAGCCAAGAAGAACAAAUAACUGCAAACUCGACUUCUAUGGGAAAUGAAGCAACGAAUACCAAAAACCCUGUGUGUGAUACGACAAAUUAUAAACAUAAUAUAAGCAAUAAUGAAUUAAAGUGCAGUGAAAAAAGUGUAAUGAAUAAUGGAAAUGUUAUGGAUGAUAAUAGAAAUGAAAACAUGAACAAUAAAAAUGGAAGUGAUAAGGAGAGUUUAUUUUGUCCUAUCGACAAUGCUACAUUUCAGACUGUCCCAGCUCUUAUUCGAAGGAGAGCAAAAUUGGAUGACAUUAAUUUAAUAUAUAAGUCCUUGUAUGACAUGGCCAUAAAAAAGGGAAGUUGCCUUCCCGUGGAAAAGUCCGAACUCACUCAAAUGAAUUUGCAGGUCUUUGGACAAACAGGUGAAGCCAAAAUAGCUACCUUGCGAUAUCUAAAAAUUAUAGAAGUUAUUAACAAAACUGGCUCUGUGAAACUGUUAAAUUGCGCAGGACUAAAAAAAAAAAGAAAGAGAAAAACAUGCAUGGCAAGGUAA
Plasmodium gonderi is the source of this 960-nucleotide messenger RNA. RefSeq lists its product as hypothetical. The transcript has 5 exons. Gene Ontology annotation, biological process: cell division; chromosome segregation; mitotic cell cycle. NCBI's taxonomy places the organism in Eukaryota, Apicomplexa, Aconoidasida, Haemosporida, Plasmodiidae. Gene Ontology annotation, cellular component: outer kinetochore; spindle microtubule. Gene Ontology annotation, molecular function: microtubule binding. The record is from RefSeq and is a predicted model, not a curated record. The coding region runs from base 1 to 960 and encodes 319 amino acids.